GCCGCGCCACCGCCAUAGACGGCCUAUGUGCGAGAGGGAGACAACUAUCGUAGCGGCAUCGUACUUUGGUCUGGCACAGAAACGCGUACAGCUUCGAUACACGUCGUUUUGGCAAAGCAAUGAAAAAAAUAAAUGAGGAAAAAAAUCCGUGAAGAGAACCGUACCGUAAUAAUUCCCAGUGCGAGUCACGCCAUUGUGUAAGCCAAAUUAUUUCUGCCAAUAGUGCGGUGGCACUUUUGCGGAACGGCCAAAAUUGAUUAGCAUCGAGUACCCCAGGAAUCGAGCGGACCAAAUGCCGCAGCAGUCGGCCACCGCAUUAGCAUCAAAACGAUGGCCCCAGCGCUUACAGCCGAGCCACUAAGUCCCAAGGAGAAACUAACCAGCACCGCCUCGCCUUCGGCCCGCAGCUCCUCGGAAAGCGGAGGAGUUUUAGGAGGAGCGGCCGGAGGGGCCAAGAAACCGGCAACACCCACGCCAGCCACGGCGACCACGCGGGUCACCCGUUCGUCCGCGGCGGCGGCCUCGUUGGCUGCCUCCCCGCAGCAGCACCAGCUGCGAUCCUCGCCAGCAAUUAAUAACAAAAGAAAAUCCAUCGGCGUUAAAGCCAGCAAUGAUCCAAUGGGGCUAAGCACCGCCCCCACUCCACACAGCAGCAGCAGCAGUAAUCCCAAUCCCACGACGGAUGCUGCGGUGGCCUCCACCUCCACUGUGGAGCACAACAACAAUAACAGCAGCACGUCCACCAGCAACAGCUCCACUCCCAAGGACAAUUCCACGGCCCAGCUGCUAGCGGAUCUGACUAUUAACUUUGAGGAGACCAUCUCUGCAGAAAUUUGCCUAAGGAAAACCUUGCCCGAUGUGAGCCUGGGCAAGGAGCCGGCCACGCCUGCCUCGGUUUUGGCAGUGGCCACCAGUUCUGCAAGUUCCGGAAGCGGUGUGGCUGGGGAUACCUUGGUAUCCUCAGCGGAGGAGCUGCCAAAGAUAGAAACAGAUAAUAUAGAGGAGCGCCUCAGUCAGCUGGAUGGCAAUGCCAGUGCUAUGCCCGACGAGGUGGUGCCUCCGCCUUCUGUUCCAACUCCCGUGCAAGAAACACCCGUGACGCCCAGCAGGCCGCAGCAGCCGCCACUCAAUGCCACACAUCAACAAAUGACGCCGCAGAGCACCUCCAGUUCAAUUAAUUUUCUUAAAGACGGAGCCGUUGGCGCUGUGCUAGAGGAUCAGGACAUCGAGGAGGUGCUUAAGGCGUUGAAAACAUUCGACGGUGGCCAUGUCAAUCCGGAUACCAUCUGCGAGUUCUUCGACGAGGUGUGGAAUGAGGCAGCUCCGGCGGCGCCUUUGCCUGCGGCGGCUCCUGAAAAUGUCGUCGAGCUGCCUGACGUGAAGCCCAGCUGCAGUGGCAGCACAAACAUUCUCGCCAGCAGCAUUUCUCAGGCGAAUGUGGGCAUCAAACAGGAGCAGCGGCCCUGGCAGGAUAGCCAUGCUGAGUUGGAGCAGCAACAGCACUUGAUUUCGCUCCGGAUCGAGUCCAUGCUGCUCAGGAUGCGCAAGCUUCAGGCGCGCCAGAUGUGCCGCCACACAAGCGAAGAAGUGGCCGGCAUCAUGGAGUGGUCCGCCCGCAGUUCCCACAAGGCGCCUAUUCCAGCGAGGAGUGCCACACUGACCGAUCAGGAGGCCACCGUCCUAUCGAUUGUCUCCGGACGUCCGUGUGCUGCCUUCUGGGAGGAGCAGAACAAGCAUCCACUGCCCGCCAGCCAGAUGAGUAAUGUAAUCCGGCAUAUUACAACGGCGGCCCGGAACCAGCAGAUUUGUCAAACAGCCAGUGCGAGCUCGGCUACCCUCGCGCCAUCCUCCAGUUGGUACAAAAACUCCAACAGCUCAGCGCUGCCGGGAAAGCGUCCGCGAAAGAAUCAAUUGGAUGCUACGAUGGCCACGGGAGCAGCAGCUUCUGCAUCUUCAACAUCUGGUUUGGCGCCAGGCACGAUGGGAUCCAUAACAGAUCCAAAUACGCCGCGGGCGGAUGACAUCGUGCCCGGCUACGACACCUACGUGACCAGCGAGCUCUCCCAUGUGGCCGGUUUACUGCACACGGAGCUGCGAGAGGUGCAGAACGCCAUCGAUUCGGACGCCACGGAGUCCAGUUCCGGUGGCGAGUCCGCCGACGAAAUGGUUACCUACAACAAUACCCAGCAGCUGUCGCUAUCCAUCGCUCGACGCGCUGUUUGGCGAUACUCGAGAGAUCGGGCAGGCAUAGCCUUGCGCUGGUCGUGGCUCUGCUCCCAACUGGCCGAUCUGGAGAUGAAGAUCCGUCAGCACAGUGACCUCUUCUGGGAGCUAAACCAAUCCAAGGGCAAGGUUCAGCUGGAGUCCACAUCGAAGGCAUCGCCAUCGCUGCCACCGCCUGCCAAUGGCAUCAAGGAGGAGCCAGCAACCGACUAUCUCUGCAGUCGGGCCAGGCCAUUGGUACUUUCGGAGUUCCGCAAGCGAAAGCUCUUCCAGACGACGAACAUGCACACAAUUUCCAAGAAGGCCGCACGGGCGAGCAACAUAAAGUGCGGCUGCCAGUGGCCGCAGGUGCCAUGCACUCUGUGCACGGGUCGAACAGAUCCCACAGCGCCCCGUGAUCUGGUCGAGACGAUGAUGCCGGCCAACCGGGUGGCGCUGCUCGAUGCUGGCUACCAUCCUGUUCUCAGCUUUGUCAGCGAUGUCAGCCAGUCGGUGCACUUAGAGGCCGUUGCCCGCCAGCCGGACUGGCAGUACCGCGUCAUGCGCAGCCAGGCCAAGGCCAUUGUCAAGGCCAUGUGGAAGGCGGAGCGCGAGGCGCUGGCCUCCGGCGGGAUCGGCGGACAGGCGGGCAGCCGUCGGUCGGGCGAUGCGGUCAAGCGGCGUUAUAUACGACGCAAGGAGCGCAACAACAACUCAAAUAAGGAUGCUGGCAGCGGAGCUAAAGCAGCGGCUGCUGGAGGAUCAGUUGGCGGAAGCGGUGGCGUCGGGGGAGGGGAUAGCGGAAACGGUACUGGUACUGCUACUACUUCUUCUUCUACUACGCCUACUACAACGCCACUUGUGGCCAACACAGCAGCGGCCAAGGGCAGGAGGCCACCACAACACCCAACUGGAGCGAGCAAUUCCAGCUCGCUGUGGCCAGACUCUCGCCAACGCCAACAACCACGCCACCACAGUCCCUCCUCAACCUCGAUCUCGGCACUCAGCGGCUCUAAGAAGUCACGUAAAUCCGCAAGCAACAGCAGCAGCAAUUCCACACAGCAGCAGCAUCAACACGGCAGCAACAUCAACAACCAACAUCUCAACGGAUACGGGGAUCAGUGGGGGGAUCAGAGCAGAAGUCGCCGCAACUCCUCGCCCACCCACAGCCAUCGAAAUGAGAGAACCUCGGAGCGUCGAGUUCGUCCCAUCUACGACAUCAAUAACAUCGUUAUACCAUACAGCAUGUUGGCCCAGUCGAAAAUGGAGAUUCUUCCCUACAAGGAGAUACCCAUACCCAAGUGGCGCAUUGUAGACAGUGAUAAUGAUAAGGCAAAACAUUCGUUGGAUGAGUCAGCGGAGUGUAAACUAAGCAAUGGCUGUGCCGCAUCAACGUCGGAUGAGCUACCCAAACCCCAGCCGCCAUCGCAACAACGGGAGGAACCCCAACAACAGCCGGCCGUGCUGCAGCCUCCAAAAGUUAAUGGGUUAAGGGACAAACAGGCAGUUAAGCACAAUAUAAAUAUUAAUACCAACAACAAUAAUAAUAAAAAUGGACUGGUAAAUGGCAAUGCCAAGAAAGAUGAAUCCAAGGCAGUGGUAGAUAACCAAGUGGAAAAUAAGGAGGAUAAGCGGAAGGAAACGGCGAUCAAGCCCAAGCUCAACGGCAAUAUGGCAAAAAAUACAAAUGAUAAAUUUGUCGAAAAGAAGGAGGAGAUCGUUGCUCAGCCAGCCUCAGAACUACCACUGCCUAAACGACCCAAGCUGGAAAAGCCAGCCGACGAGCUCACCAAGCCCAAGGCCAAUGGUCAGGUGAUGGAACUGCAGUCGGAAAACCGCGAGGAUGAAGAGGAGGAGCACGGCGAGGAGGAUCUCUCGGAUGAGGCGUUCAUCUUGCGACAUCAGCGCGCUCUGCUCGAGGAGCGUCGCCGUUUCGAGACUUUCCUCAAGUUCCCUUGGAGCACUCGAUCCCGUGCGAAUCGACGCAUUGAUAGUCGCGCAGAAUCGAGUGGCGCCAACACACCAGAUCCCGCCUCGCCAGCUCCGCACAUGGGCUGUGCUGGGCACGACAACGAAAGCAUUCCCUCGCCGCUGGCCCAUCCACUGGACGGGUUUAACGACAGCGGCGAGUUGCUGGUGGGCGGACAGACGCGCCAAUCCCGACGCCGAACCACGUCCAGCAAGCUAAAGGAUCAGGUGGAAAGGCGCAGCGCGACGCCCGAUUUGCGGGAGCCCUAUGCGUUGAUGCCGUCGCCAUUCGAACCCCUGCACUUUCCGCUCUCCGAAGAGGUCUACCAGCGAAUGCUAGCCGAGACGUAUGCGACGCCCAAAUCGACGUCUGGCUCCAAGCGGGUCAAGAGCAAGUCUAUAUCCUCAAACUGCGACGGAAACACUUCCACGGGAGGCAGCAGUAGUCGGCGCAGCAGCAAGUCCAAGAUUAAGCUGAAUGGGCAGCUAAAUGGUCAGCUAAAUAGUCAUCCUGCGGUAGCAAAGAUAAACGGCACAGAGGGGUUAAGGGAAGGUGGAAUUUCCGAGCCGGAAGAGGAGGAUAUGCUGCUGGAGGAGGUGGACGACGACUACCCGAAACAUCAUUUGGCGCCACUAGACGAUGAGGAGCAAUCGACCCCGGAUGCCGAGCAAACUCUGUACGAUGCGGCGAUCGAUGCCUAUCUGGGCGAUCCGGAUGCGCUUGAGGAGGAUAUGGCCGAUGAUCCUUUCGAGGACGACGAUCCCAACGAUCCGGAGUGGAAGACAAGGACCGAGGGCGUUCGCAGCAGACGCAUCUAAGACCAAACCCAAAGCAAAUAACUUUCGUUUUCGUGAUUUAAGUCGUUUAAAGAAUUUGUCAAUUUUUAAACUCCAACACACAACACAAAUCAGCCGGCGCAGAGCAACAGUUUUAACUUGUUUUUAACGGAUUGAUUUGCACUCACAACAGCAUUGCGUAUUCUAAGCAAUCGUCUAAGUUAUUUAGUUUUACAAACCCACAAAAACCCAGAUAAGCGAAACACAACAGUACACAAAACAAACGAAGCAGAAGCGAAACUCUUGAAAUAUUCAGUGUAAAUAAAAGUAAACCUAGAGCUAAGCAGUUACUGAUAAAUGUAAACUAAUCGUUAGGAGAUCAUCGAACGCACUCACCAAGUCGGGCGGGCAUGGUGGGUGUGUUCGGCUUGAAAAGUGGUCGGCGGUUAAGCAGAAACAACAAACCCACUUGGGCUUCAAGCCAAAGUGCGCUAAUGAUAAAAUAUUAAGCUAAUCUAAAUAUAUAUAUAUAUAAACACAUUUAAUUAUAAUAUAUGCAUACAUAAACAUGUAAAUGCCAAGAGAGCAGUUAGCUGAAGAUUUGAAAUGUAUUCGCACCUGCACACAAACGAUAUAACAACUAAACUAAACAAAUCGAUUAUCUGUAAAUUGAUCAAGCUUACCCCUUAGCCUUUAGCUUAACAAUUAAUCAACUGGCUUUAGGCCCGUAUUUCAUAUAUUUUAAAAAGUUUAUCAACUGUAAAUGUAUAAAGAGGAGAGGAAUUCGAAGGCGAAAUGUGAAAAACGAUCGAUCGAUAAAUGUAUGUAUAUGUACUUUAGUUGCUUAGGCGUUUUCAUUUCUACUUUAAACGUUAGUGGCUAAUUGUAGCAAUUAAAAACUUAAAAAAAACAAAACCAUAAGCAAACCUAGUACGGCUAUGUUCGUAAAAAUGUUUAUUCUAAUUUCGAUUUUUAAUAUCUAUUGCGUAUGUUUCACCGCAAAGCUAGAAACCAGAUUCGUUCGUUAAAACUUGAAAAGAAAUACAACCGAAAUGUGAAGAUUAACUAAGGACCGCUGAAAUACAGAAUAUAUAUUCGUAAAAAUGA
Molecule: messenger RNA, 6054 nt
Organism: Drosophila rhopaloa
Lineage: Eukaryota; Metazoa; Arthropoda; Insecta; Diptera; Drosophilidae
Gene: nsl1
Product: flocculation protein FLO11
Exons: 9
Coding region: 331-4989 (1552 amino acids)
Cellular component (GO): NSL complex
Molecular function (GO): histone acetyltransferase binding
Source: RefSeq, a predicted model, not a curated record